Molecule: messenger RNA, 5630 nt
Organism: Silurus meridionalis
Lineage: Eukaryota; Metazoa; Chordata; Actinopteri; Siluriformes; Siluridae
Gene: asic2
Product: acid-sensing (proton-gated) ion channel 2
Exons: 10
Coding region: 1532-3178 (548 amino acids)
Biological process (GO): sodium ion transmembrane transport
Cellular component (GO): membrane
Molecular function (GO): ligand-gated sodium channel activity
Source: RefSeq, a predicted model, not a curated record
GAGCGAGCAACACAGAGCAGCAGCAGUAGCAGAUCAUUGAAACCCCGGAGCGAAGAUGUGAACACACACACACACACACACCAGGACUAACCCACACUUGUAUUGUUUCGAAAGAGCAGAGCGAGCUUGGAAGCAGGCAAGGACUUCCAUUUGAUUGACUUGACAAGGAGGUGGAGCUUAAAGGCAAGUUCAUGAAUUAGCUUUGAUUUAAUGAAAUACAGACGCGUGAUUAUCCAGUGGAACACGAUCCGGACUGAAGACUGCUGCUGCUGACAAAAGAAAUAAAGAGAGCAAAGAAAGACAAGAGAGAGCGUGUCGGAAGAGAUUUCACAUCAGCAGCGGUCAGCUCUCCGCAGGCAGUGUGUGUAUGUAUGUGUGUGUGUUGGUGUGUGUGUACGCGGGUGCUUGCGUGAAGUGCAGCUUCCCGUCUCACACCAGGCAUCUGUCCUCACUCGCUCACAAGAGAGGGUAGAGGAGAGAAAGGGAGAUAGUGGAGAAAAGAGUGCUGAAGGAGCAACGGAACGAGAGACACAGAUGGCAAAGAUUGAAGUGAGAAAACAAACGCACGAUCGGCGGGAUGAAGCCGGACAGAGCGACUCUAAAUGAGGAUCGGCGAGCGGCAGAAGCGGGAGCGCGGGUUGAGCUUCAGGGGAUUCAGGAGUAAACGGACAUAGAGUACGAUCACGAUCACAGACAAGACGGAUGCACAAAACAGUCUGGACACUCGUUCUUCUGCAUCUCAUUCUUCUUCUGCUCAGUGAACUGGCACUAAGCCGCCCUGCACUUGUCUUCUGUUCAUCCCCAUCUCUUUUUUCAUUUUUCUCAUUCCUUCAAUCAAACUUUCCGUAUUUGGGUCUGUGUGUGUUUAUGAUGUGUGUGUGCGUGUUGGUGCGUUAAGGUCAAGAGGCUGCAGGCUGUCCUUCAGCAGUUAAGAACAGACACUGUUCCUCAGGACAUGUGAAAUCGAUGGACUGAAUGAAAGAGACAAGACCAGAGACGGAAAGAGGGACAGAGAAAGGGAUAGGGUAAAGGUGGUCCACCAUAUCAGCUGAAAUCUGUGCGUUUUAUGUAAGUGUACUAGAACUUUUACUUUUCUAUCAUGUGUGGUUUUAGGUGGUAUAUCAACUGCCAUGUGUGCACUUUUUUGUAUCCGGGGUAGUGUAAUGUUAGCUGAUGUUACAAUAAAUGGUUUAAUUUGCUUGGAGGUCCUAUAUUAGACCAGGGCACUGUGGUAGCUGAAGUAGUAUGGCUUUCGGAUUUUCUUGCUGGUGUUCUGAAAGAAGAAGAGAAGGAUCAUGCCAGGAGGUUUCUAAGGAAUAGAAAAAGCACUUGAACCAGCUGACUUCUCUCAUCGAUGUGUUGUAUUUGUUGUUCAUAUUGUAUCACUUUUAAGGAAAGUUGCUCUGAAUCGUAGCGUCACCCAUAACAAUGUCGAAUUGAAGCACCAGUAAUUGUUAUAGCAAGGGUAUUAGUUUGGGCAUCACGUGUGGGUUUGUUAUCCUUUGGGCAUUCUUUUGCUGCCUGCUGCCCCAUGAUUGCUCCUGGCACGGCACAUUGGCUAGGAAAUGAAGCCCUGCCCUGUGCCGCUCUAGCAACACUGUGGACAUUCAUGGCUCUGGAAUUCCCGCGCCCUCGCCGGUCCUCGUCCUCGGUGCCCAGUCAAGUGCCCAAACGCCGUCGCUCGCCCCUGGCACUUCGUACACGAUUGCACGGCUUGCGCCAUGCCUGUUCCCCGGCCUCGUCUCCGAUUCGUCGGGCACUGUGGACACUGGCCCUGUGCACUUCUCUGGGCUUACUGCUGUCCUGGUCCUCAAACCGGGUGCUGCACUGGUUGGCUUUGCCCACGGCCACCAGAGUGCACACACAAUGGGCACGCCAGCUUGACUUUCCCACCGUCACUAUCUGCAACAACAACCCAGUGCGACUCCCACAUCUUACCAAGAGUGACCUUUACUUUGCCGGCCACUGGCUGGGCCUGCUGCAUGCUAAUGGGACAGCGCGCUCGCUAGUGCUAGAGCUUCUGCGGGACGAGCGUCUCGCUUGGUUUCGCAAGCUCUCGGACUUCCGACUCUUUCUCCCUCCGCGCCGUUUCCCGGGGACCAGCCUUGAGUUUCUUGACCGCCUCGGGCACCAGCUGGACGACAUGCUGCUCGCCUGCAAAUAUCGAGGAGAACCAUGCGGGGCUCACAACUUCUCCACUGUUUUUACACGAUAUGGGAAGUGUUAUAUGUUCAAUGCAGCUGAGGAGGGCAAGGCUCUGAGAACCACGAUGAAAGGAGGAACCGGAAAUGGCCUUGAGAUUAUGUUGGAUAUUCAGCAAGAUGAGUACUUGCCUGUGUGGGGAGAGACGGAGGAGACAGCAUUCGAAGCAGGUGUCAGGGUGCAGAUCCACAGUCAAGCCGAGCCUCCGUUCGUCCACGAGCUGGGCUUUGGGGUGGCUCCAGGGUUUCAGACAUUCGUAGCCACUCAGGAACAGCGGCUGACCUAUUUGCCGCCUCCAUGGGGAGAGUGUGUGUCUCAUGCUCUGGGCUUCUUCGAGGUGUACAGUGUCACAGCGUGUCGUAUCGAGUGUGAGACGCGCUACAUCGUGGAGAACUGUAACUGCAGGAUGGUGUACAUGCCUGGAGACUCUCCGUACUGCACUCCUGAACAGUAUAAAGACUGUGCUGAACCUGCACUCACUGCGCUUUCAUCGGUGGAGGGCAGCAGUUGCAUGUGCAGAAACCCAUGCAACAUGACCCGCUACAACAAAGAGCUCUCCAUGGUCAAGAUCCCCAGCAAGACAUCAGCACGCUACUUGGAGAAGAAGUUCAACAGAUCGGAGAAGUACAUCACAGACAACAUUCUGGUGCUGGAUGUCUUCUUCGAGGCUCUGAAUUAUGAGACCAUCGAGCAGAAGAAAGCGUACGAGGUGGCUGGACUGCUAGGAGAUAUUGGUGGUCAGAUGGGGUUGUUCAUCGGGGCGAGCAUACUGACAAUCCUUGAGCUGUUUGACUAUGCCUAUGAGGUGGUGAAGGACAGAAUCCUGGAUCUGUUGAGUCGAGGCGACGAGGACGAGAGUCGAGGAGAAGACGUGAGCACGUGUGAUCCGGUAGUGAAUCAUUCGGAGACGAUCAGCCACACAGUCAGUGUUCCUUUACAGACCACUCUGGGGACACUGGAGGAGAUCGCCUGCUGAGUGCACUUUUCCUCCAGAGCAGCAGGAGGAGACACCGAAUCUUCCUCUACGAUCCUGCGGCCGGGAGCACGAUCUGAGAAAGAGACAGGAUAUGUAAAAAAAAAAUAAAAGAUUAAUGAUGUAUAAAAAAAUUGAUUUAUUUAAACAUGAUCAUUCUGUACAAACCCAAAAAGGAACUGAUGGCAGCUUUGCCAGGAAGGACAAGUACACUGAAAUCUCACACAUACACACACUCCGAGCAGAGACUGAUGGGUGAGAAGUGUGAGAAUGUGAACUUGGUACAGGCACAAGUGUGUAACUGCAUCGUCUUUCUGGUCGGCUGCCGUUUUUAAAGUCUACUGCCAAAAAACUCGAAGAAGGCCAAGCGCAGAAGGACAUGAACCUUUGCAUGUGUCGGUGUCUCUGACUGAGCUGCGUUUCUCUCUCGCUUUUGUCGUGUGUGUGUCUCUGCGUCCAAUUACGUGCCACUACGGAUCAACUCCCAAAAAACUUCAACACCUCUCUGUUUGCGCUCAGUUCAACCCAAUUUCUGUUGCAAAUCUGAGUGGACAUUUCUGCUGUGGUCACCUCAUCACGUGACUUGUCACUAUUGUUGUACACUCUUUCAAGAAAAGAGAAAAAAGACUGAAACAUGAAUGAGGAAAACAAGAAGAGCCUAUUGUUUAGUCUGAAAGCCAUAAUUUCUGUUUCUCUUGCAGCAGAACAUCUUAUUUCCAAAGUCAAGUUUGGAGAACCUCAGAGAACAAGUCAAUUUUCACCUCUUCAACAUUUUCAGCUCCUCUUCAUUUAUGCACAUUUUUUUUUUUUUACUUCAAAUUGGAUUGGAGAAGAGCAAAGAAGGCAGGCGCUUUGAGGAACAUGGACGCAUAGGCACCAUCAUGUACAGUAAUGUUAAGAUUGAACCCUAGUGUGUUUAAACUGGCAGGAAGUGAACGCCUUCGAUGCUGCCUUUAAACAAACCCUAGUGCAGUUUAAACACGAGGCAUGCACACUUUUUAUUUUAUUUUUUUAAUAUCAGUUUAUAUUUUUUCUUCAUUCUAGUUUCGAAAGUGUGAUGUAAGAUACUACGGCGGUGCUCAAUUUCGAAACACAAUAGCGAAUCGAAAACACAACAGCAGCCACACAAUAGCAUGUUCAGUAACACAAAAAAUGAAAAAAUACACAACAAUGUAAAUGUGAGGAUCCUGAACAAAGUGUCUAAUCUCAUUAUCAGAUUACUGUAUAACAGACACACCCAUUUCUACCCCAAAAUUAGUAAAAAAAAAAUGUAAGUGUUAAACAUUUUAAUAAAAUGGAAAUAUUUGGGAUAAAAACUAAUUUGUGCGGUGGAGAACAUGAUGGUAAAUUCCUAGAAUGCAAAAUGAAAAUACAUACAGUACGUUUUUAUUGAACAUCGAAUGCUGGUUGCUCGUACAAAGCAUAUGACUAUAAGGAAGAAAAAAAAUCUACCAUUUCAGUAAAUCUAGUAGAGUCUAUUAUAUUAUUCAGUCUCAUUUUUCCAUAGUAAUCAGCAGAGAUGGAAAGAGUAUUAAAAUAUUCUACUCAAGUACUGUUACUGUGAUACAAUUUUAUUCAAGUACAAGUUACCAGUUUAAAAAUUUGCUCAAGUAAAAGUAAAAAGUGGCCCAUUUAAAAUGUACUCACAGUAACAUUUAAAGAAUUACUUUUAGUGCAGUUCAAAAAGGACAAGGGGAUAUAAAUCUGAAACUAGUUGUUUUUAAUUUAAGGAAUACCUUUUUUAAAUUAAAGUGCAAUAACAAUUUUUUUUUUACGCAGUAACGGAUAUGAUUUUAAAUGUGGUUAAGUACAAUACUUCAAACAAAACAUACUUAAAAGAAGAAUUCCAGAUCCGGAACUUAAAAACUACUUUUAAAAAAGUGGAAGUACGCAAAAACUACUCAAUUACAGUAACGUGAGUAAAUGUAAUUCCUUACUUUCCACCUCUGGUAAUCAGAAUCUAAUCUAACAUAGAAUCUAAUCUAACAUAGACUUUACAGUGAACCCCCUCAAUCCGGUUUCUUUCAAGCAGGUUUUCAGAAUAUAUACUGUAUAUUAAUCAAUGCGACGUUCCCAAGUGAUCUAAAAUACUGUUCCGUCAUCAUUUUCGCGAACAUAAACACGAAAAACAGCAUCAGUAGCUUCAUUUCAAUUUUCAAUGAUUUUUCAAUUUCUUUUUUACGACUUAAACUGAUGCACACUGCAGACAAUUAGCCGCGAUCAUGAGGUGUUCGAUAAAGAGCUACACUUUCAGAAUCACUUUUUUUUUUUUUUUUUUUUCUCCACAUUCUUGGUGUCAGGGAUGAGAGCCCUACAAAAGUAUAAAAUGUACUCAAAAGCUGGCACAAAAAACACUUCAUAUGUGCUUUGAACCGUUUUGAAAAAAAAUGUGAUUCAUUUGUUUUUUCCUUCUGUGGACUAUUUGUACACUACACAAGUCUCAUUGAGCUUAUAU